Scleropages formosus (Asian bonytongue) is the source of this 3437-nucleotide messenger RNA. RefSeq names its product terminal nucleotidyltransferase 4A (gene tent4a). The record is from RefSeq and is a predicted model, not a curated record. Gene Ontology annotation, cellular component: TRAMP complex; nucleolus. Bases 473 to 2953 code for a protein of 826 amino acids. NCBI's taxonomy places the organism in Eukaryota, Metazoa, Chordata, Actinopteri, Osteoglossiformes, Osteoglossidae. Gene Ontology annotation, biological process: RNA 3'-end processing; polyadenylation-dependent ncRNA catabolic process. Gene Ontology annotation, molecular function: poly(A) RNA polymerase activity; mRNA binding. The transcript is spliced from 13 exons.
GAAAAAAACUUUUUUGUCGGUGUACCAUGCAGACUUACCCUGAAAAUCACUGUAUGCUGAUUUCCUUUUUUUCUACUUAAUUUGAAAUGAACACGUUUGUUUUUCGAAGGCUCGUGUCGCCUCCCCGUCAGCCAAUGAGGUGCCGCGGCGCUCGGCCUGUGGGAGAGGGGUGUGUUCGGGCCUAGAGUUUAAAACCCACCGAGCAUGCGCACAACGGCUUCGGGCUCAGAAGCGUGCGCCAUAUUGGAUCGCCGUGCUGUCUAACAGUUUUCGGCUAGCACUCCUGCUAGCUUGUGUGCAGGCUAAAUAACAGCGCUCCCCACUCUACGGUUCGGGCUUUUUAGCACUUACCUUUAUUUAUGCAUAUGUAUAUUUUUAAGACGGGAUUACUUGCGGACCGAUCAGCCCCCCCCCAAGCAAGUACAUUUUAACUGGCAACUCGAUUCGCAGUGACUAAUUAGAGACGAGUUGAAUGGAUCCGAGGGUCGCUUGGAUUCAGCCCGAACAGAAAGGACCUGCUAAUGCCUUAUGGAUGCAUGUGUGGGAGACCUCUCAGGAAGUGAGGACGAGCAGCACUCAUCACCUGCACCACCACCAUCACCAUCAUCAUCAUCACCACCACCACCACCACAUCUGUGUCAACUCUCCGGCGCUGGACUCGAGCGCCUUCAGGAGUGUCGCGGCCGCGGCGCAGAGCAGAGGCAUCGGGGGCAGCAGCCAUCGCAACCCGGCGAGCAGCACAGUCGCGCCGCACCCCCUCGCCGCCGCCGCCUCCACCUCCACCACCACCUGCUCCUCGUCCUCUAACGCACCGAAGGCGUGUCCGGGAGAAGCAGGGCGACGGCUCCUCAAGUCCGGCUCCGUGUCAUCGUCGUCCUCCUCCUCGGUGGAAUCGGGAGCCGAGAGCCCGCCCUUCUUCGGCUGCUCGUCGCCGGGGACGGGGCGGAGCGGCGUCGCCGUCGCCAACCUGAACCAGAACGCCGGAGGUGCCAAGCUGCUGUUCGCCUACCAGGAAAGCGUGUACGGCGUGAGCCAGCAGCAGCAGCAGCCGCAGCACCACCAUCAUCAGCACCGCCAGGAGCCCACCGUGACGCUCCUGCAUCAUCAUGCCCAGCAGAGCUACUACGGCAAGCGCCAUCACCACCCGCAGGCGCAGCCCGCCGCCGCCGCCGGGAGCCACGAGCUGCACCAUCCGGGCCGGAGGAGGAGCGACAACAAGGCGAGCACGUACGGCAUCAACUACCUGCUAUCCAACUGGAGCAACGGCAACUGCGUGAGCUCCGCCGGGACACCCUGGAAGACGAGGAAAUACAACCCCGGCGUGAACGGACUUCACGAGGAGAUCGUGGACUUCUACCGCUUCAUGUCCCCGCGGCCCGAAGAAGCAGCGAUGCGCAGAGAGGUGGUGAACAGGAUAGAGGCGGUCAUUAAGGAGCUGUGGCCGACUGCCGAUGUCCAGAUAUUUGGCAGCUUCAGCACAGGACUUUAUCUUCCAACAAGCGACAUCGACCUCGUCGUCUUUGGGAAGUGGGAGCGAUCCCCGUUGCAGCAGCUGGAGCAGGCCCUGAGGAAGCAGAACGUAGCCAUGCCAUACUCGAUCAAAGUGCUGGACAAAGCAACGGUACCCAUAAUAAAGCUUACUGACCAGGAGACUGAGGUCAAAGUUGACAUAAGCUUCAAUGUGGAGACAGGUGUGAAAGCUGCUCGUUUUAUAAAGGAUUAUCUGAAAAGGUACUCCGUGCUGCCUUACCUGAUCUUCGUGCUGAAGCAGUUCCUCCUUCAGAGGGACCUGAAUGAAGUCUUCACGGGCGGCAUCAGCUCAUACAGUCUCAUUCUGAUGGUCAUCAGCUUUUUGCAGCUGCACCCAAGAAUUGAUGCCAGAAACGCCAACGUCAACCUCGGCAUCCUGCUCAUUGAGUUCUUUGAGCUCUACGGGCGACAUUUUAAUUACAUGAAAACGGGGAUUCGGAUCAAGAACGGCGGCGCCUACAUAGCCAAAGAAGAAAUCAUGAAGGCCAUGACCAGUGGCUACAGGCCAUCAAUGCUGUGCAUUGAGGAUCCACUUUUGCCAGGCAAUGAUGUUGGCAGAAGUUCUUAUGGUGCCAUGCAAGUGAAGCAGGUUUUUGACUACGCCUACAUUGUGCUGGGCCACGCGGUUUCCCCCCUUGCCCGCUCAUACCCCAACAAAGACAGUGACAGCACGUUGGGUCGCAUCAUCAAGGUGACCCAGGAGGUGAUAAACUACAGAGAGUGGAUCAUCAAGAAGUGGGGCGGAAGACGCUUCGCACGGACGGAGAGCUGCGGCCCAGUUCAGCUCCCAGUUGCAGCUCCCAAGGAAGUCGCCGAUCAGGCGGCUCCCAACAGGCUGAUGGGCCUCCCCAUAGAGGAGCAGCGUGACUCUGCCUCUCCGCAGAGCAUCGACUCGCCCAUGUCUAUCUCCAGCCCCCAGCAGCACUCCUCUGCUUCAUCAGUCUCCUCACUCUCAGGAAGUGAUAUUGACUCAGAUUCCACUUCCUGUAUGGCCCCAAGUAUCCCAACGUACUCGUACCAAACACUUUCACCAGCCACCUUGUCACCUGCAGCACAAACAACCAACGGGAAGCCAAACUUCAGCGGAACCUUGAUAAUGCCCACAGGGUCCCAGUCUCGCGUGAACGUGCCAGGAAGCGUUACCUCCCAUUCUGUGGCUGUCAGAGCAGUUUGUGUGGAUGGGCCACCACCGUUCAUACAGAUACCACCUCCUGCAAUGCCCCCUUCAUCUACCAGCCCUCUGUCCAACCCACACCUGCAAGCAAAGAUUCACAAUGGGCCAAAGUGCUCCAUAAAGGGAAUGUACAACCCCUCCAUGGCGCACACCCCCAUGCCAGCCAAUCGUGGUAACUUGCAGUACAGAAGUACCUGGCGUCGGAGGAAGCACACACGGGAGAGUUUACCGGUCAGCGUCAGCAGAUAGUCGCUGUGCUGAGCGAGUCCCCCAGUUUUUUUUUGUUUUUUCAUCCCCCCACCAUCCUCUCCAGAGGAAGAGCGCUCGACCGAGAAACGACCAGCGUUUUAAGGAUGAGGCCCAUAGGUGGCGCUCUGCUGCAGCAGAAUCUUUUGCAUGCUCCUUGUUUGGUGGUCCAGGAAAAUCUGGAAAUUUGUCGUUCAGUGCUCUUGUUUGGAUGGUAUUUUAAAAAUGUGUGUUGGCCUCUUGCCAAUACGCUUAUCAAGCUGGAACGUUUGAAUCCAGUGUUCUGGGAGAUUUCGGUGACUGCUUAGGGUCCCCACUUCCUCCUCUAUAGGUAGUCAGCCAACCAUUACUAAGAAGCACUGGACAGCGGCUUUUUUUUUUUUUUUCCUUUUUUGGCCAGAGCUGUCACUGAAUUCAAAUACUCAACUGUACAAAAGGAAAACACUUUGUGCAAUAUAUACAUUUUCCCCCACAUAUUUAACUUUUU